Cololabis saira (Pacific saury) is the source of this 3594-nucleotide messenger RNA. RefSeq names its product sorting nexin 29 (gene snx29). The record is from RefSeq and is a predicted model, not a curated record. Gene Ontology annotation, molecular function: phosphatidylinositol binding. The transcript has 21 exons. Lineage: Eukaryota; Metazoa; Chordata; Actinopteri; Beloniformes; Belonidae. Bases 419 to 2923 code for a protein of 834 amino acids.
GUGUCAUGUGACCUUGCCGCUGCUCAGUCAGUGUGCUCCAUUCCUCUUUUUUUCGCAGUGUCACAGGCUCCAAAACCAUAGAAACGGGUGCUGUUUACUCUAUUUCCUAAACUGACACCCGAAAUAUUGACAGGUGAUGCCACUCCCCUGUAGCUACAGCUGGACAGUUUCUCUGCUGGGAAAAUAACUUCUUAAUGUCAAACUGUGGAAGCCCCAUCGGUUUCCCAGCAGGCCUCGCUGCUUACCGAGGCAGCGUCGGUGUUCACGCCGCGGGUGAGUGCUCGCAGCUCGGCCACGGAGGCAGCAUGUGUCGCUAGCCUUCCGCCGGCGGCGAUUACCAGCUGCAGAAAGCGAUGAAUCGUGGCGGCGGUGGGUUGUCAAGCCUGGACGUGAGCGGUGUUGGAGUUGCUCUGUCAGAAUGAACGGUACUCAACAGAGCGAUACAAAGAGGCAGCACCUUCUGGAGAGGCUGCUGGAUGCUGUCAAACAGUGCCAAAUACGCUUUGGAGGAAGAAAGGAGAUUGCCACAGACUCGGACAGCAGGGUGAUCUGUCUGUGCGCUCAGUUCGAAGCGGUGCUGCAGCACGGCCUGAGGAAGAGCAGAGGUCUGGCCCUCACCGCCGCCGCUCUCAAGCAGGCCGCAGGCUUCAGCAGCAAGACGGAAGCAGAGCUGACUUUUUGGUUCUACGUGAAGGAGCAUCUGAACCGCCACGAGCUCCAGCGCUUCUACUCGCUGCGUCAGAUCUCCUCGGAGCUCGGCCGGGGUCGUGCCUGGCUGCGCUGCGCGCUCAACGAGCACUCGCUGGAGCGCUACCUGCACACGCUGCUGGCUGACCGCUCACGUCUGGGAACAUACUAUGAAGACUGGGCUUUUAUUCUUGAUGAGGAGAGAGCAAGUAUGCUCCCCACCAUGGCGGCAGGGUUGAACUCGAUCCUGUUCGCCGUCAACAUUGACAACAGUGACCUGAAUGGUGGUCCGACGCGAGGAGCCUCCUCUGUGUCCCACCUCCUCAAGGAGUCCACUCAGGGCAUCGGCAGCCUGUGGAAGGAGUCCACUCAGGGAGUCAGCAGCCUGCUGCGGGAGAUCAGUACGGCCACGGCUGUGGUGCCUGGCUUCACGGCCAAAGUGGACGGAGUAUCGGACCCGCUACCUGUUGUUCCACGCAGCACUUCAGCUGACUCAGGGUUGAAGAAGGAGCGUCGCAAGAAAAAGAAAAUCACCAACAUUAUCUCCUUUGACGAUGACCUGGAUGGAGGGGCGGAGGACGAGGAGGAGACGGAGGAAGACUCUCAGAAGGUGAGCGCCAUGAGGAAGAGUCACACGGCUCCGGCUCAGAGCAGCGUGGAGGAAGGGGUUGACCCGCUGGAGCCCACUUUCUCCGAGUCGCCCGCCCAGAACGGCCUGGAGGAGCCGGGCUCCAUCAACUGGGUGGGAUCCCCCCACCCCUGCCGCACAACCCCCAUGACCACACCUCCUCUGCCCGACACCAAGAGUAUAGACAAUGAAGAGGAGGAGGAGGAGGAAGAGAUGUACAAACCCAGAACACAAACCCAGGAGGAGGAGAGGAUCCCCUCCGAUCAGCUGGUGGUGGGCAGUUUGUCCAGCGUCUCCACCUGGAGUCCUCGGCAGGCCGUGAUGGACCAGAGCAGCUCCGGGAUCCUGAUUCCUCUGAAUCCCACGGACCAUCAGCCAGAGAGCUCUGUGGAGGACGCGGCUGUGUUUCCUGCUCAGUGUGACUCGACAGGAUCGGCGGAAAACUGCGAGAGCAGCCGGUCGCAGCUGACGUUCACCAUGGAGUCCAGUCCACCAGUGGCGUCUGCUCCUCUUAGCAACGCGCUGCCAACAUCUGGGCUGCCAGAGUCGAUGACAGUGGCGGAGCUGCGCCAAGCCAUCGUAGCCAUGAUGAACAGGAAGGACGAGCUGGAGGAACAAAACGCGUCCCUUCGCAGUCUGCUGGAUGGCGAGAUGGAGCACUCAGCAGGUCUGAGGCAGGAAACUGAUCUGCUCAAGAAGAAACUGGUGGAGGUGGAGGAAAGACAUGGUGCCAAGGUCCAGGCGCUGGCCAGGGAGAAUGAAGUCCUGAAGGUCCAGCUGAAGAAGUACGUGGGCGCCGUGCAGAUGCUGAAGAGAGAGGGAGGCCAAGGCAAUGACGCGUUGACGGUGUUGCGGUCAAACGAGGACCAGGCUCCUGUCCCGCAGAAUAGGUUCAUGGGCGACGUUGAGGAGCUCGCUGCCAGCUAUGAACGUAAACUAAUCGAGGUGGCCGAGAUGCACGGCGAGUUGAUAGAGUUUAAUGAGCGCCUGUACCGCUCCCUCAUGGCCAAAGACCACCUCAUAGUCCAGAUGAGGCAGGAACUCAUUGACCUGCGAGGACCGGUUCCAGGUGAUUUAAGCCAGACAUCUGAUGAUCCUAGUCUGUCGGAUUUUGAGACGGCUCAUCGCGCGCUCAUCAACGUGUGGAUCCCCUCUGUGUUCCUGCAGGGCAGAGCUGCCAACGCCUACCACGUCUAUCAGGUUUACAUCCGCAUCCUGGAUAACGAAUGGAAUGUGUACAGGCGUUACACCGAGUUCAGGGAGCUCCACAAUCACCUGAGGACCCAGUUUCCACAAGUGGACACUUUCAACUUCCCACCCAAGAAAGCCAUAGGAAACAAGGAUGCCAAGUUUGUGGAAGAAAGGAGGAAACAGCUGCAGGGCUACCUUCGCAUGGUGAUGAACAAACUGAUCCAGACGCUGCCAGAGUUCACAGCUCGCCCCACCAAAGAGACGCUGCUGUCUCUGUUGCCUUUCUGUCAAGACACACCCCAGGGCAGUGAUGGUGGAGCCAAGACACCGCGAUCCAGGACCUCGUCCCGCUUCACCAGGCUGGGCCGCAGCCGCGCCCAGGAAGCCAGACCGGAACCCCAGAGCGGUGACCUUUGAGCCUCCGGACCGAAAACUGGGAACAGCGUCCUCACGCUGGGACACGGGUCCAUAGGAUAUGAAGACAUUAAGGGCAUGUCAUGGACAAACAAGCCUCAGCUGAGAAGUGAAGAGGGAUGGAGUCGCUCUGUUGGAGGAAAUCUCAAUGCUUCCGUGUGUUGGCUGGUUGAAGAAGGGAUAGACGACACCUCCACCCCCCAGGUGGGCUGUUGGUUGGCCCAAACAAGCAGCAACUCUUACCUCACUGAGAGACCAAAGGACUCUCUGUAAACUGCACAUGGACAAGUCUGGAUAGCUGUCCCUUGUCUUACACACAUUGAGAUAAAGGGAGAUUUCUUUUUUUUUUUAGCUCAGUUUUUGUAGUGACAGUGUCUGAUGGUCUCAGUGCCUAAAGUUUUUUGUAGCUGCUUUCCUGCUCUGCGUAGGGAGGGAAGGGUGUGAAGAGGGGGCAGAUUAAAGUGUUUGCUUGCAAAAUGAACUUAAUUUUUCAGCUUUUGUGUCAGCAUUCUGGUGCCACUACUUUUUGGACAACAGUGAUUCCCAAUCGCUGGACCACCGCGGUGUAAGCAUUCCUUUUUUCAUGCAUUUGUUACACUAUUAUUAUGCUAUGUAUUUUUAUUUGUUAUUGUAUUUUAUAACAAUACGCAUAAAGUGUAACAUAUCCUAAUAUA